Candoia aspera is the source of this 4693-nucleotide messenger RNA. It is a transcript of the gene PHF19, whose product is annotated as PHD finger protein 19. The transcript has 15 exons. Gene Ontology annotation, cellular component: nucleus. Gene Ontology annotation, molecular function: chromatin binding; DNA binding. The record is from RefSeq and is a predicted model, not a curated record. Bases 256 to 1995 code for a protein of 579 amino acids. Gene Ontology annotation, biological process: regulation of DNA-templated transcription; chromatin organization. Lineage: Eukaryota; Metazoa; Chordata; Lepidosauria; Squamata; Candoiidae.
GGAGAAAAGAUGGCGCCCCGCCGCCACCAGGUUGCUUGCAGGGAGCUACGGCCGCCCAAGGGCGCGCGAGGACUUUGCUGAGCGCGGUGAUGCGCUCGGGACACCCCGGUCGGGGCGCGGAUACGUCGAGGCUUACUUCUGAGCCAGCCCCCCUCUUCGCCCUCGGGGCAUUUCCUCCGCGCCUCGCCAUGGAGCAGGGCAGGGAGCCGGCCUCGUAGGAGCCCACCGUCCGGCCCCGCAAGUAGCCCAAGGGCCAUGGGGACUCCUGACACUGGGCACAUCUAUGCAGCCAUUGGACACCUGCAGCAAUCGAUGGCAGAUUGGGCAGCCAAAAACCAGGACAGUCGGCGAGAGCUGAUGGUUAAAUUGCCAGAAGGACAGUAUGUCCUGUGCCGUUGGACUGAUGGACUUUAUUAUCUUGGGAAGAUCAAGAGGGUGAGUGAUGCUAAGCAGAGCUGCCUGGUUACCUUUGAAGAUAACUCCAAAUACUGGGUGCUUUGGAAGGACAUCCAGCAUGCUGGUGUACCUGGUGAAGAACCCAAAUGUAACAUCUGCCUGGGGAAGACAGCAGGCCCUCUGAAUGAGAUCUUGAUCUGUGGGAAAUGUGGCCUGGGUUACCACCAGCAGUGCCACAUCCCACUGGUGGGGAGCCUUGAAGAGUCCUUGACCCCAUGGUUUUGUCGGAGAUGUAUCUUUGUACUGGCUGUGCGGAAAGGUGGUGCGUUACGAAAGGGAGCAAUCGCCAGAGCACUUCAGAUGGUCAAAAUGGUCCGGUGCUAUAAUCUGGAGCAGCUGCAAUGGGAUUCCCUGCACAGAACAAAUCAACAGCAAUGUUACUGCUACUGUGGUGGGCCCGGCGAGUGGUACCUGAAAAUGCUGCAGUGCAGUGAGUGCCGACAGUGGUUUCACGAAGCUUGCAUACAGUGCCUUAACCACCCAAUGCUGUUCGGAGAUCGAUUUUAUAUUUUCUACUGUACAGUGUGCAAUCAGGGUCCGGAGUACCUCAAACGAUUGCCUUUGAGAUGGGUUGAUGUUGUGCAUCUUGCCAUCUACAACCUGAGUGUGCAAAGUAAGAAGAAAUAUUUUGACUUUGAGGAAAUCUUGGCCUUUGUCCAUCACCACUGGGACCAUUUUCAGCUUGGGAAGUUGACAGCAACUCCUGUGGCAGAACAAGGCCCCCUUCUUUUGGAUGCACUAAAUAGUUACAAAAGCAGGUUUCUCUGUGGGAAGGAGAUCAAGAAAAAGAAAUGCAUCUUCCGCUUGCGGGUUCGAGUCCCCCCUAAUCCUCCAAGCAAAAUUCUCCCGGAGAAGUUGGCGGGACUGGUUGGUGGCAGGACGAAUGAGCCGAAGAAAAAGGGGAAACUCGCCUAUUCGCACAAAAGCAGUUUGCUCCCCCACCAAUCCCAGCAUGAAAGGAGAAGGAAAAAGUCCAAAUUCCUCUUGGAGGAUGCAAUUCCAAGUAGCGAUUUUGCCUCUGCUUGGAGCACUAACCAUCACCUGGCCAGCAUCUUCGAUUUCUCCCUGGAUGAAAUUCAGAGUCUAAAAAGUGCCAGCUCAGGCCACGUUUUCCUCUCUGAUGUAGAUUCCAUGGAUGCUGCCAGCACAUCGGGCUCAGCUUCAACUAGCUUGUCCUGUGAAUCAAGAAGGAAUGUCGGUAGCCGGAAGCGCAAACUGUCCGCUAAAACAUACACGCCACUGGACACCAAGCAGAAAUGUUCCGAGCAUCCUCGGAGGAUGGCCCCCCGCUGCUCCUUGGACGACAGCGAGCCAGCCAGCAGUCCGGAUUGCCCGGACAAUGCUAUUGAUUGCCACACUUUGGAGAGCUUGAGCGAAGAUGACUUGUCCCUCUCCCACCUCAAGUCGUCCAUCAGCAACUACUUUGGAGCCACAGGCCGGUUAAUUUGUGGGGAGAAAUAUCAAGUGUUGGCUCGGAGGGUGAGCCCAGAGGGAAAAGUGGAAUAUCUAGUGGAAUGGGAGGGCAACACCCCUUACUGAUGUGUGUCGGGGUCCGGCACGUGGAGCCCUAAGAAAGGAACAGGGUGGGGAUGGGGGAACCAACUCCUAGAGUCGUACGAUCUGGUGGCAAGGCCAGAUUUGCCUUUAACGGCCUCUGUUUCAGGCCAAUUUUCCAGCCUGUCCAAAACUCCCUGCUGUAAACCUUAACUGGGCCCUUUGGGUUGGGCUAAAGAUUGAGGAGGUAAUGUGGGUGGCCAAGUAUUGCUCAAUCUUAGCUUGGUUUGGCCGUUAGGGGGAAAAGGAGGAGCGAAUUCCCAGUGUGGCCCUGUAGAAAUGAUACCAACUGGACAAGACUGGCUUUAUCCAACAUGGUGCCUCUUUUCCCCUGUGGUAAAGGAUAGCAAGAGCCCAAGGGGGAUAAGCAGAUAGCCCUGCCUAGCAUGGGGAACAAGCAGAGGGUUGGCAUUGAAGUGUAAAGCAGGCUGAAAGGAUGGCUUGGGUAGGAAGGCAUGUAAGAAUAGAGCCGAAGAGCAGAACCCAGGUACCCCUUCAAGCCUCUGGGUGCACCCCAAGGAUCCCUUCCCAGUAGAGUUGCAGUUUUAAUGUGACAAAAGGGAGGAAUUAGGAAAUGCAUUAGAAACACACAUUAAUUUGAACUUGACAUUCGGUUGGGGAGGCUCCAGCCUUGUUUGUUUUGGCUUGAUGGUUUUAGGAAUAUGUCUCCAGCUUCCAAGCCAUGUAUAGUCUCGGGCUGGGAAAGGCUCUGCACUACCACCGUUGCAUCUUUUCAUGCCUUGGGAAGAUGCAAACUCAGUUUUGCCUUGGCUCUGAGCAGAACUGCUGCCAUUUUGCCAUUCUGUCUCUUCAUUCAAAGCACGGCGAUCAUUUUCCUGGGUCAUCGGGACAUUUGGUAACCCUGCCUGAGAAGAAAAAUGAGGUUGAGAAGUGUAUUCUCACUAGACUCUGGAAUAAGUAUUAAAAACAAGAUGUCCUCAGCCUCACAACAGCUGGAAUUUGUGAUCUUCUGCUGGGUGUUUUUGAAACUGGUUGUUUAGGGCCAGAUUUUUUCUUUGGAAAUUGCUGUAUAGAGGGUUGGUCUGGGGAAGGGUCCCAAUUCCAUGCAGAAGAAACUGGGUUUCCCAGAAUCUCUUAGGCUGUGAGUGUGAAUGUGCAAGGUUGGUGUGACCUUCGGUAGGAGGCUCAUUUAAAAGCUAGUCAGGGCAUAGAUCCAGUGGGAAUUAUAGAGGAUAAAGAGUUUGGGCAAUGGAGAGACAGAACCUGCAUCUCUAAGGCUUUCUCCAGAGAUUGAAGGUGGCACCUUGAAGGUUUAAAGAAAUUUCUUCCUCCCACUGUGGAAGAGGGUUCUGCUUUUCUACCUCAUUCUAAGGGUGCUUGAGAAUUUCUUUUGAAUUUCUCUGGGUGUUUUUGAGCUGAUCUUAUGACUGGAGGUGGUGAAGGGGGCUACUGCUAACUGUUUUCUGUUACGUGCCUUUUCAUGAUUUUGUCUCCUCCUUGGCUGAUCAUACUUCCUAAGUCGGAAAAGCCUCCUGGGCUGAGUGCCAUCCUUGUAUCUCUUCUUGUCCAAGAAGCCAGAAAGCCUGCAGAUGGUUGAGGGAGGAGUUUGUUCCCCCUCUUUCCAUCCUUCUGCAGCCUCCCUGAAAUCCAAAUCUGAAAAACCUUCUGAAGGAGUUUCUUCUCAUGGUCUUCUCUUGAGGUUCAGUGGAAAGAUGAGAAGCCAAGGAGGCUGCAGAUAGCUGGAGCAGAAAUCUAUGAAGAAAGGCAGGACCUUCUUGCUUCUCCCUUGGCUACGAAAUAAUAUAAAAAUGCCACCCUUUAUCCAAGAGAAUGUAAGCCAUGUUCUCUUUUCCUCUGAAAGAAAGUUCAAGAACAAUUUAUUCAUCUAUCCAGCUGAGAGUGGUAGAAAGAAAUACAGGAGGAACUUUUAGCAUGGCACCAAUUAUGCUACAGGUGAACUUGGUGGCAGUGGCUACGAGAGAUGAAGCCUCCCUCCCUCCCUUCCGCCAGUGUCCUUAUGUCCAGUGAGAAAAUGGAGCUGCUGAAAUAAAAUCUACACAUUCGGGAGUACAAGGUGGUAAACCCUGAUCUGGAAGGGUGACCCAGAUCAUUUAGGCUGCACAACAGGGUUGCAUUUUUUCAGUAGUCCUCUAUAAAAUAAUACUUUAUGUACUGACAGGCUAGCAUAUCAGGGUUCUAACACAUUCCUCUUGAACUGGCCCCCUCUUGAACUGGCCCAUUUUGGGUGAGGCUAUUGAACUAAAGAAUGUACUGUCCCGUAAAAAGAGGUUUGCAAUUGUUCGACUGCUUUGGAUGAAAGCCUGAAAUUUGGCUGCUGCAUUUUAAGUGACCAAGGACCCUUCUUCCCUUUUUCAAGUGCCUACAUACAUACAUACAUACAUACAUAUUUGUUAUCAUCCCCAGAAGAAAGGAUUUGCAGAGCAAUUCUGAAUUUAGUUGCAUUUGCCUGCUCCUGUUUGCACAGUUAAGUUCUAGGCCCCUACAGACAAGAGAGGGCCUCUAAAAUAUAUAUUCUUUUUCCUCAAGAGGGAUUUAUUUGUAUGUUUAAUUAUUAUAAUUAUUUUUGCAUUGGUUUGGACUGAACUUGUAAAUGCUUCUGUGCACCUUCACGGUCUCAAGGCUGCUGUUUUUUGAUAACUGACCUUGUGUGUGUUCAUUCCAUUCAAAGUGUAAUUAAUGUGUCAGAUGUACAGCUAUUAAA